This is a messenger RNA of Megalobrama amblycephala (Wuchang bream), 5167 nucleotides long. RefSeq names its product TRPM8 channel-associated factor homolog. NCBI's taxonomy places the organism in Eukaryota, Metazoa, Chordata, Actinopteri, Cypriniformes, Xenocyprididae. The record is from RefSeq and is a predicted model, not a curated record. The coding region runs from base 1312 to 4050 and encodes 912 amino acids. The transcript has 8 exons.
UUUAUUCUUGGUUCAAAUUGCUCACAACCUGUGGGAAACAACAAAGAAUGGAUGGAUGGAUAGUCAUUUAAUUGAUUAAAUCGCUGGAUGUAUGUGGGUUUGCUAUUGCUGUGAUCUCAUGUGAGUGACAGGUUGCCCCGCCCUCGCGCCAGUAAACACCAUCAGAGAAGAAGAAAAAAUAAAUAAUGAUGUGCAAAGAUAAAACAUUUAAUACUGACUUAAUUCCAUGAAAUCAGUUUUGAUUUUAUGGUGACUUUAAGCUGGCAACAUAUUGCAUUGCAGCAAGUAGCCUGCCUGUUUUUGUGCUGAAAGGGGAUUUAACUCUUUGUUUGUGUAGUACCUGAAAAUCAGCACAAAGUGCACAGACAAAAGAACGUAUGAGUCUAUUCAGUUUGUUUACGCCUGUUAGAUGACAAAUCUUAAGUUUACAUAAGUAUUAUCGUGAGAUAGGAUAUCCUGCUUAUAAUUAUUGCUUGAUAAACAUAGUUUAUUUACUUUGCAUAAUGCAGUACCAACAGUUUAGUUUAAACUGGCAAGUGUUUUUUUUUUUUUUUGUCUUAAAGCUAUGAAAACCUGCACAUAACAUAUGGAAGAGAAAACAUAACAUAUUUCAUAGUCUGAAGCUAAAAAUCUGAGUCUGUGCCCAUCACACACUUAGUAAUUUUUUGUGAGAUUUGUCAACAAUUUCAGCUCAAAAUCUGCAGACUGUCUCUGACUUUCAACAACUAGUGUUGAUUCCAGACUGUAAAUCAGGGCAAAAAUCUGGGUAAAAUUUGUAUAGUGUAUUCCUACCUUUACCUAAAACAAGGAAACAAAUUAAUAAGCUACCCCCUCACCACCACCACCACCACCCAUCACCCACCACCCUACACACACACACACACACACACACACACACACACACACACACACACACACACACACAGAGCUCUGUACAAAGCUACUCAUCUCAUAUUUCUUUUUAAUGAAAAACUAGUUCAGGCAUCCAAAUGCUGUAGAGGGAGUGGUUUCUAGAUGAACAAACAAAAAGAAAAAAGGGUGCAUUUAUGGGCGUGCUCCUAGGGUGUGUUCCUUAUGGGUGAGCCAUUGGUCAUAGCCACAAACACAUUCAAACAGUAGUUACUCAGAGCUAAUAAAGAAAGUCAUUUGAGCUUGUUUGUAUCUACAGAUAAAGGACUGAAAACCAAUCAGUAUCAUUUCUCUGCAUGCACAAGUUCUGGUUGAACAAAUCCAGUGUUCAGCACCUGUACAAUUGAUUGUUAGUUAAGAGUGAUUGAUUUGAAUUCACUUACUAAACAGAAGUAGUCCACCAUGGCACGUGAACUGGACUACUACACUCUCAUGUCUGGGCUGCAGGAGCUUGAUUUCCAAGGGAAAGCAGUGCCCAGCGAUCUUGUACUAAUAGGUGAACAUGCCUUUCCACUUGUCAUGAAUCCAAGAGGUCAGGUGCUGAUGGCUGCAUCUCAUUACGGUCAGGGACGUAUAGUGGUGUUGGGACACGAGGAAUACCUAACACGCUUUCCUGGCCUCAUAGAGAAUGCCCUAAUGUGGCUCAUGCCAUGUACCGGUGUCGCCGGCAUUGUAGGGAUCAAUGGGAGUUUACGUUCAGUAGCUGACAACUUGAACUACUGCCCUAUCAAGACAGAGCUAGGAGACUUUCGGGAUGGAUUAGCUAUAUAUAUCACAGAUGCUAACAGUGUCGAGAACUGUGCAAAGGAUCUGAUUGCUUUCCUCAAAGCUGGAGGUGGUUUGAUCAUUGCUGGCCAAGCCUGGAGUUGGUCUAAUGACCAUCCACAAGAAAACACUAUAAGGAACUUCCCAGGAAACAAGGUGUGCAGUGUUGCAGGAAUUUAUUUCUCUGAACACCCAGGAGAAGUUGGAAAAUUUCCUGUUCCAAGAAAUAUCCCUUCUAAUUGGCUUGCUGUAUCAAUAGGCAAAGACUUCAAAGAUGAUCUAGAGUUCCUGCUGCAUGGUGUGCCUGAGUUUGACACCACAGGAGGGGCUAUAGCAUCUGAGGUGAUGGUGCACGGACCAUUAGCAUUUCCCAUUGCGGUCACUCCGGCUGGAAAAGCAUUCAUUGCUGGUGCAUAUUAUGGACAAGGUCGAGUAAUUGUGGUAUCCCAUGAAGGCUACAUGGGCCGGGACUCUCUGUCCACAUUCAUGAUCAAUGCUAUCAAGUGGCUUGAUGAGGGUCGGACGGGUGUUAUUGGGAUCCUGCCCAGCCUCAAAGCAGCCCACACGGUACUGAGCAAAUCAGGUUUAGAUUGCCAGUUGACUGGCUUCAGAGAAGAUCUGAGCGUCUACGUCUGCACUUCCUACAGUGAUGCCCAGUGUGCAGAGAUCCAAGAAUUUGUUGCUGAAGGUGGAGGUCUUCUGAUUGGGGGUCACGCCUGGUAUUGGGCCCAGACCCACCCUGGCUGUAAUGCGAUGACCGAAUACCCAGGAAAUCACAUUCUUAACAAGAUGGGAUUGUGCCUCUUAGGCAACACCUUGGGUGGAGGGUUAUAUAAGGCCCAAGAAAUAGAGCAUAGAUGUAGAGAGGGGUACCACUUUCGUAGCAUGCUGCAGCGAUUUGCUGAACAUGUAAGCCAGGGAAAAGAACUGACUGAUCAUGAACAGGGCUGCUUGAAGCAGCUGGGCUGCGACUGUGCAAAUUACCUUAGUAUGUGUUCUCACGACAGUGCCGCCUACACUUCAGUGCUCGCACUUCUUACUGACAUAGUGAAGGAAGUAGGUGUUCCACAGGUGUGCAGUAAUUGUCCUGUUGAAAGUGCCAAAGACCACCUGAUGCUCCACGUUGGGACUGAGGUAUACAAAGUGUCGCCUAAUCCUGAUGCCCUUCUUCCAUACAUCGUCAAGGACAGACCUGACUUGCCAACUGUGUCUAAUGCAAGAGUCCGGAUCAGUGCAAACACUGCGGAUUGUGAAGAAUGGAUAAGCACAGGCUUAUAUCUUUCUUCUGGUAUGAAGACGUUCAUAGCAAUACCUCCAGAGAUCGUUGGGAAAAAUUGGCAGGUGCAGCUUGGUUGCCAGACAGAUAACAUUGGUGGAGCAAACGUCCUGAAACGGGCUCCUGUGGUCCAUGAGCGAUUUCCCUUGGACAAAGAAAUGGUCCAGGUCUGGAAUCUGUGGGGAGGGCUCAUCUACCUCAUAGCACCUCCCCAGAGCAAAGUGGAUGGGGUGGAAAUUGUCGUGCAGGUCUCAGUACAGGCUCCAUACUUCAAAUCUGGAGAGACAAGUGUAGCUGACUGGGUGAGCGGGAUCCGUUCGGCACCUGCCCCCUGGGCCGAACUUGAGUUUGAGAAUAUCAUCAUCACAUUAGAAUCAGAGUUUAUAAGGAAUCUGGACCGCCCUGAUGAGGUGGCUACACUUUGGGAUACCAUAAUGAGAAGCAUAGCUGACCUGGCAGCAAGACCUGCAAAGUUUCCCCGCAAGGAGCGGUUUGUUGCAGAUGUUCAGAUCUCUCACGGUUUCAUGCAUGCUGGAUAUCCCAUCAUGAUGCACUCCAACUCUGCCCCAGCACUAAUAAAAGUAGAGGAAGCCUAUAAAAGUGGUAUUUGGGGAGCCAUUCAUGAGUUGGGUCAUAACCAGCAGCGCAGAGUUUGGGAGUUCCCUCCACACACCACUGAGUGCACCUGCAACCUGUGGUCAGUGUACGUACAUGAGGAAGUGCUGCAAUUGAAUAGAGCUAAAGCUCAUCCCGCCAUGACUCUAGAAAACCGCCAGGCUCGUACCAAGAUGUAUUGCAAUGGUGGUAAGGAUUUAAAUAGCUGGAGUAUGUGGACAGCACUCGAGACUUACAUGCAGCUUCAGGAAAAAUUUGGCUGGGAUGCUUUUAAGAAAGUUUUUACUGCCUACCAUAAUAUGAGUGGAGUGCCAAAUGACAAUGCAGGCAAGAUGAAUCUAUAUGCUGAGACCUUCUCCAAGGUGGUCAACCUGAAUCUGUGCCCCUUCUUCAAAGCGUGGGGUUGGCCCAUCCAGCCCAGCACAGAAGAGAAGACCUCUCAUCUCCCUGAGUGGAGUGACAAUCCUAUGAGCCAGUACGCAUAGGAACGUCUCAGAUAGCUUUUAAAUUUUGCAGUGCCAGUUUUAAUGUAAUUGAGGGGUAAGAUUAAGUAUAACAUGUUAUAUAUAUUUUAUUUGGAGUUUCAUGGACAUUAUUGUAUUCAUGAGCAAUUGAUUCAUCCCAAUGUGAGGCACAAACUUAGAAAUAUAAUUUUAAAAUUUCUGAAUAUUCUUGUUUUUAAUAAAAUGUAGCUACAGGUUAAGUGGGUUAAGGUCAAGUACAGUAUAACCUGAACAUGCAUGUUAAAAACACAACAUAUAAAUACUACUGGGUGAAGUAUUAACAAUAUCACAUACAUCUAACAAUAUAACCAAUGUCUCUCUGCAUACAUAUAAUACACUCCCAUAAAGUGAUAUAUGCUAUAGCAAAUCUCAACUGCUUGAUUGUAUAUUGAUAUUAAAUGUAAACUGUAAUAUUGCUCAGCUCUAAACUAAAUCUGCACAGUUAGGCAUCAAAGUACUAUAAACAUUAACAGGAAUGCUGCUUACAAUGCAUAUUGUAAAUAAAACACAAUACACAAACAAUUGACUUUUGAUGCAAAAAUAUGUAAGCCAAAAAUUUCUGCAAGCUCUGAGACCUCUAAAAUGAAAAAAAGUAUUAAAAUCAUAACAAUGCUUUCUUUUCAAGAUACAGACAUUUUUGAUAUAUAUGUGUUUCAUUUCUGCCAAGCAAUAUCAAUAUGAGAUGUGUAACAAAAAUUAAAGUUGACAGAGUUUCAGAAACAGUACUAGCUACAUUAAACUGCUAUAUUUAAUGCUGAAUAUAAUGUAUAAUAAUGCAAUUAGGCAAUAUUUGUGGGUCCUGAUAAUGCCAAAUGUCUGAUUUUUACCAGUAAAAAAGGGCUUACAUUUAUUUAUAUGUAUAUAUACAUUUUCAGGUUCAGAAUCAUGAAUAUUUUUAUUCUGGUGUCACCAUUGUUUUACUGCUUAGUUCUCUUUUAGGUUCAGCUAUCCUAAUUCUAAUUUUGUGUUAAAAUUGAGUUUUAUUGCUCAGUGACACACCUAAUCAAAUCUUAAAAUAUUGUAAAUUCUUUAUUAAGUUGCAUGUUCAACAAAGUUAUUGAAAAUUGUUUAUGUUUUGGAAAUAAAUGUGUUAUUUGAA